Messenger RNA from Symbiodinium natans, 1152 nucleotides. The record is from the annotation of a GenBank genome assembly. NCBI's taxonomy places the organism in Eukaryota, Dinophyceae, Suessiales, Symbiodiniaceae.
AUGCCGCUACUCAACAUGGCCAUCCAGCCCCAAAUCGUCUUCAGCGAGGGCGCUUCUUCUGAGCUGAGACGUCUGGGCAAGAUCAAAGAGUUGAAGGAGCCUGUGGCCCUAAGCAGACUCUGCAGCUUUGGAUUGGCUUCCCUUGCGCUCACGGCGAGGCCCAAAGAGGAGCUGCCGAUGACCCGAGAGCACAUCGAGCUACCCGACCGGACCCUGCUGGGGGUGGAUUGGAUCGGCGACAGCAUGGGCGAUCCAGAGGCCAUUGUGCUUGUCUUCCCCGGCAUCGGGACCAACUCCCGCAGAGGCUUCGCAGGCAUGAUCUCGCACCACUUGGCCAAGACCUUCACGAAGCUGAGGGUGGGAGUUGGCGUGAUGCAAGGUCAUGAUAACCUUCCUCUUCAGUCAACAUGCUUACCUGCCACGGCCUAUGUGGGUAAGGGGGACAUCGGUCACAUCAUUGAGCACGUCAGCUCAAAGUGGCCCACUGUACCACUGGCGGUGGUGGGUUGCUCCAUUGGCGCUGCCCAUUUCACUCGCUGGGCUGGGAUGAAUCCGGACAAGCUCCAGGAGUGCAGAGUGCAGGGUGCAGUCCUGGUUUGCCAUGGCCACUCUUCCCGGCCGGCCGCAACGGCCGUGGACGCUUCGGGGGCAGCACCCUUCAUCUUGGCCGCCUAUCGUGACAUCGUUCGCCGCUGCCCAGAUCUGGAGGUCUUGGCGACCAGCUUCCCCGGCUUCAAGCCCGAGAAGCUGCGCAGCGCACGCAACCUGCGCGAAUGGGACGAAGCCUUGCUUCCUGUGUAUGGAUUCUCCGAGCAUGAAGCCGUGAUGGACGCGGUUGACACGACCCCUGCCAUGAUGGAGCAACUCCCCAUUCCGGUCAUCUUCCUGGGAGCAGAGAAUGACCCCAUCACCCCCUCUACCCGCUUGCUCGAGGGCCACGUUUACAAGCUGGUGAAGAACAGCGCAGUGAUUCACAUCAGUCACGGAUCCCACAUGGCCUGGUGGGAAGGGCCUCCUUGGGGCCUGCAUCAGAAUUGGGCGUGCUCCUUGAUGGCAGAGGCGAUCUCUACCCUCACCCACAUUCCGAUCCCGAUCCUGACUCCUGCCGCUCCGGCUCCACCCCCGGGAUGCUUCUGCAGCCGGGCUGCUUAA